Symbiodinium necroappetens is the source of this 737-nucleotide messenger RNA. The record is from the annotation of a GenBank genome assembly. NCBI's taxonomy places the organism in Eukaryota, Dinophyceae, Suessiales, Symbiodiniaceae.
AUGUUCGGCGCCCGUCUCGUCGCCCUUGCCGCUGUUUGGCUGCUCCCUGCCGGUGCACCCCCGGCCCCGGAGGACGAGUGCACACUCGAGCUGCAAAGUAACCUCACAGAGGAAGUUUCCGGCAGCUGCAAGCCCGCUUGGGCGACUUCCCAAAAGCUGGCAGACUGUUUUCAGACAUGCUCGCAGGCGGCGUUGCUUGUGGAGCCCUUCUCAGCGCAGGGAAAAUCAGCACAGGCCAGCCCCGAAUCGGCAUCUCAACUGGGCGGCUGUGCUUGCCCGUCGAUGAAAAUCGACUGCAGCAAAGGGACCCAUGAGUUUCCAAAUGCCUGCAGCACUUCCAAGACGCUCCUCCAUGAUCCUGACAAGCCCGAUGAGGAGCCUGCUGGUAGCUAUUUCGUCGCGUUCUACGCGUUCAGCAAGAAGGGCACGGAUCAGACCGAGACGGUAGUGGAAACAAGGCUGGUGACCACACUUCAAGACACCAACUCAACCGUCUGCUCGGGAACCUACAAGGUAACCAAGGGGCGCUGUUUCGGCAUCGACGUCACCAAACCUGAGCACAUUCCUGCAGAGGCUCCACCACCUCCGCCAGAGCGAGACGGCAUGCCUGGGCCUUUUCCCACACUGGACGACGAAGGCAAGACCAUCGAGGCAACCACCACCACGACCACGACGGCUCCAUCACCUUCCAAGGGCAACCACGGCCAUGUUGGAUGGAUCGUCGCUGCGGCCGAUGG